Molecule: messenger RNA, 4602 nt
Organism: Spirodela intermedia
Lineage: Eukaryota; Viridiplantae; Streptophyta; Magnoliopsida; Alismatales; Araceae
Source: the annotation of a GenBank genome assembly
AUGGCGGCGGCGGCGGCGAUGAUACCGGGGGCAUGCCCCGCGCGGAUGGCCGAGCCCCCCACCCCCCUCUCUGCGUUGGCUGCCCCCUCGUUCUACUCCGUCGUUAUUACCCCUCGUUCGCGCGGUGGCGCCUCCGCCCGCCGGCGGCUGGUCUGCCGCGCCUCCGUCGCGCCGCCGUCCCCUUCCGCCCUGUACUCCGUCGAAGCAGAAGGUGAGCGCUCGAGCGAGAGCUUUCGGCGGCGAUGACUUGUCCUGGCCGCCGCCGCCGGUCUUUGCCCGCUCUUCUCCCUCCCUUUUUCCAUAUUCGAAUUUUCUCGCGUUUUAGAGUACUGGGUUCUUAAUUUACCACGGUUCGAUGAGGAUGGAUGGCCAACUGCAUGGAUGGGUGCGGGUGAUACGGAAAGACUACUUCCUUCGGAGAAAUUAGAGGCACGCUAUUAUUGCUCUAGGACGAAGAUGAAGCAGAGGAGAUCGCCCCGACGGAGGAGAAGGAGGGGAUGGUCUGAGCGGAAAGGAGCGUGGCCUCGGAAGAUGGGGAAGAAUGUGGAGUGGAAAGGUCUUCCUCGAAUUUCUGGAGCCCACCUAGAGGACAUGAGGUUUCUUCCUAGAGAGAAACUAGAGAGCACCCUGCAUUUUGCAUUAUUCUCUGAGCAAGAAACUGUUUUUCUCCUGAAGACUACUUAAUGGGGGGGACCUGUAACUCUUUCAAUCGUCUCUCGGGAAAAACCUGAUUGUGUUCCGUGGAGAAAUGUCGAUGACUUUCGGUGGCUCCCACUACCUUGGGGAUAUAAACGAAGGGUUUUCCCGCUGCGAUUCCUUCGAGAAUCUGUAUACAAGGAAAAUAGCCUGAUAUUCUUUUCCUCAUCGUGUUCAAUUUCGCUUCCAAAGAUAAAAAAAGUGAAGAACUAACAGGUUUUUCUGGCAACCAGCUGUAGAUGAUCUCAGAAAACUCAUCUGCCAAGGGAAUUGAGGGCGUUGUUCCAUGCCUAUUAAUGCGUAUUUAAUCACCAUGCUAAGUCCAUUAGCAGUUGACUUCUGACUUACGUUUCAGCCAAUACGGGCCUCAAGGACUUCUUGCACAUCAGCGAUUUUGACAAGGACACCAUAAUGAAGAUCCUUGAUCGUGCUGCGGAGGUCAAGGCCCUGCUGAAAUCAGGGGACAGGACAUUCCAGCCCUUCAAAGGGAAAACGAUGGCUAUGAUCUUCACCAAACCAUCCAUGCGGACUCGGGUCUCUUUUGAAACCGGUUUCUUCUUGCUCGGGGGACAUGCCAUCUACCUGGGACCCGAUGAUAUCCAGAUGGGCAAGAGAGAGGAAACCCGCGACAUUGCUCGGGUUCUCUCCAGGUACAAUGACAUCAUCAUGGCACGUGUAUUUGCUCAUCAGGUAUGUGAGUCGGCUGACUUUUCCAUUGUUCCCUUAUUAUUCCAUGUCGUGAUCUAUUUUUAUUUGAAUAUUUUUUAUUCAAUUUGGUUGCUACAUGUUCAAUAGUGUCCAUGCAUCUAAUGCGGCUUGUGUAUUUGAUGGGGUGCCCAUUAACAUGCGAUCGUUUUGUAAAAUAAAUAAACGUGACAACAAUCGAUGUACUGUUCAAUUUAUCCAGACGAAGGGGGCAGAAGAGAUUACCCAGAGAAAACAUGUCCAGCCUAUCCCAGAUGGUGACAUGAAGUUUUCGUAUUGCUAGAUAAGUAGUUCCCAAAGUAUGUCGGGAAAAAAUAUGGGGAAGUGAGAUUGCAUUCUGACUGGCUUCAUUGGGGAAGUGAGAUUGCAAUGGGGUGUUGCCAUGCUUCUCAGGCGUAGGAAAUAAUUUCGUGUGUUUAUAUCAAGCAAUUGCUGAAUUCGGCCAUGAGCAUUGGAGGAUCUCAGUCUGUGGGAUUGGGAUAGAGAUGGGGGGUUAUAUUAUUUUUACGGAAAUUAAUUGGCAUUGGAUUGCUAUAAUUUCACAUAACAGGAGACCCUGUAGGUAUAUUUCCUGUAGGUAUAUUCCCUCCCAUAAAGAGGAUUAUAGUAUCAAUGGAAUGAUUUUUGCAUCAGUCCACACAGGGCAUUGAUGUCGCUUAUUCUCAACCAUUUUGCUUCUUGUUAGCAUGAAGGGAUUCGUGGUUUAUUUCCCAGGAAAGGUUAGCUGCAUGCAGCUAUGCUUGAUUCCAAUUUUAAGAUUGUCAUUUGUUUUCCUGAUUCAACCUCACAACUUCAGUUUUUUAUCUUUGCCUUGAAAGAUUCGCAAGUUCCUCAUUCAGAGUGUAUCAAGGAACUUGAAAAUAAUUGACUUAUUUCAUGGCUAGAGUUCCAAGCGAGAGAAGCAUGAUGUGUAUUGAACGGAUGAACAUGAAAUCCUACCCCAUUUCCACCAUGAGAUUUGCUGUGAACUCCAUGCCAGAAAAUCAUGGGAACUUUGCAGUUUGUGCGACUCUCUGCUUGAUCUGUAAGGUUAUUGGUUAUGUUUUUGACAAUCACGACUUUGGAUUCAUAUUUCGUGGUAAGCCUGACAUUUCGAGUAUUGGCACUAAUGAUUUAUUUUUCUCAUAAAUGUUGGCCAUUUUUCCACAAUUUUUCUUCUUUUCGAAGCACAUCUUCAUUUCAAAUGGCAUUUCUUUGUUUGUUGAUAAUGGAGAACGCUUGAGAAAAAGAAAAGGCAGUGAAAGAAAACCAAAAAUAAUGGGUAGUUCACAAAUAUAUGUCAAGAUGAAACUUGGCCUCACCUAGACACCUCAUAGUGGAAAAAAUUCGAUCAAUUUUAGUUGGGUGAUUGUCUUCCCUCUCAUUCGUGCUUGGAUUUGGAUAGUCCUUUUUGCCCAUGUGAGUGGCUUUCACUUUACAAAAAAGGGGGUUUUAUCCAUUUGUGAUGGUAUAAUGGUGCGGCUUCUCUGCUGAUUUUUUUUUCUUUUUUUUUUUGGUGCAAUGUGGAAAUAUGAUAAAAUUCGAUAAUUUCUGACACUGACAAUCCCAACGUUCUUCUGAGCUCUUUUCGAGUCUUGAGAAGAUUCAGUGUAAAGAUAAACAAGGCCAUGUGAUUUGCCUCUCUCUAGAUAUACGCAAGCAGCCUUGCUGUGGUACUAUCCUGGCAGUAUUCCACCGAUGGUAGACUGACUUCUGUCCCGCAUCUCAUUCUGGAUGUUUGCUCGGUCGUCAGAUCACUCGGAAGAACCCUCACAAUGCCCAAUCUUCCUCCCCCUCCAAUCCUGCACCUGAGUUUCAUAGACAACUUACUGUCUAUAGUUGGCCCCAAAGUCCCGGCAACAGGUGGAAUUUGCUGCCAAUUUUCUUGAAAUAACUAGUGUUUGUCCAUUUUAAUUCAUAAGCGGGAGGGGCUGAAAUAACCCUAGUCUGAGAGAUUUCAUAGUCCCAACCAAGUCUCCCCAUCAUUUCAUGAGCUUCUGUGCUUCCCCUUGUGACAGGAUAUCCUUGAUCUGGCGAAAUAUGCUUCGGUGCCCGUGGUUAAUGGGCUGACCGACUACAACCACCCGUGCCAGAUCAUGGCGGAUGCGCUGACUAUUGCUGAGCACGUGGGCCGACUAGAGGGGACCAAGGUCAGUCAAAACGCCCGCUGUUUUCAUGAACCCUUGGGAUGCGGUGCGCAGCUAUCCGGGCUGAAAUUUUCGUUUUUUAAUCCAAUGUGUGAGGUGAAUGACAGAUUGUGUACGUCGGGGAUGGGAACAAUAUCGUCCACUCUUGGCUUCUCCUGGCGGCAGUGGUGCCCCUCCACUUUGUGUGCGCCUGCCCGGAAGGGUUCGAGCCCCACAGGGAGACUGUUGAGAAGGCGAUCGCCGCUGGGAUCAGCAAGAUCGAGAUUACCCACGACGUCGCGGGGGCUGUGAGGGGAGCGGAUGUGGUUUACUCCGAUGUCUGGGCGAGCAUGGGCCAGAAGGAGGAGGCUGCCACCCGGAAGCACAAGUUCCAAGGUUUCCAGGUAUUCUUUGCGCCCACAUCUGUAUUGCCUUGUCUUGUCUUGUCUUGUCUUGUCUCCUCUUCUCUUGUCUUCUCUGAUUUAUUAUUUAUUUAUUCCUGUUUAUCUUCAGUUUUUUCUUGAGUUCCCAUGAAUCCUUCUUUCCCUUGAGCUGUGUCGAUCAUCCCGGUAUUCUUUUAUUUUAUUUCUUUUUAUCUUUUUUGUCUUCUCGGAUUGGGAUUUCUCGCCGGGCAUACACCCGUCUAGAGAAAGUUCAAAUAAAAAAUGGAUCAUGCAAAAGUGGGGAGCUCCUCAUCAUCCUUCGUCCAAUAAGAAGCCCCUAUAUAUAUAUACAUAUAUGAUGCGUGGUUUAUUCCAGAGAAUGAUCACUGGAGAAGGAAGCAAGUCUUCUUUCAUGGAAAUCAAGUCUAGGAAGAUUGGAUGAGAUCCCCCCCCCUCUCCGUGAGAUUGGGCAGGAAUUGGCAUCCAUCCACUCUUGCGCGUUGACUGACCACCGCCCUUGUCGUUGGCAGGUCAACGAGGUCCUGAUGGAGCUGGCGGGGCCCAAUGCCUUCUUCAUGCACUGCCUGCCGGCCGAAAGGGGGGUGGAGGUGACCGACGGCGUGAUGGAGGCCCCCAAUUCGAUCGUCUUCCCCCAGGCGGAGAACCGGAUGCACGCCCAGAACGCCAUCAUGCUUCACCUCUUCGGCCUCUGA